GGAAAGCUCAGGCAGAAGGUGGAUCAGCUCGGACAUCACUUCUUAUUUUAGUGACCAUCUUCUUAUCAGCUGCUUUCCUUAUGUUCCUGGUAUAUAAAAAUUUCCCACAACUCAGUGUAGAAGAAAGAGAAUGUAUAAAGGUUCCUAGAGAUAUGGAUGAUGCAAAGGCCUUGGGAAAAGUCCUGUCCAAAUAUAAGGACACAUUUUAUGUUCAAGUAUUAGUGGCUUAUUUUGCCACAUAUGUUUUCUUGCAAACAUUUGCUAUCCCUGGGUCUAUAUUUCUCAGUAUCCUGUCAGGGUUUCUUUAUCCCUUUCCGCUGGCCUUAUUUCUUGUUUGUCUGUGCUCAGGACUUGGAGCUUCAUUCUGCUACAUGCUUUCAUACUUAGUGGGACGUCCUGUUGUAUACAGAUAUUUAACAGAAAAAGCAGUAAAAUGGUCAGAACAGGUUGAACGGCACAGAGAACACCUCAUUAACUACAUAAUAUUUUUGAGAAUAACACCUUUCCUUCCCAAUUGGUUUAUCAAUAUAACAUCUCCUGUAAUUAAUGUGCCAUUGAAAGUAUUUUUCAUUGGCACUUUUCUAGGUGUGGCACCGCCGUCUUUUGUAGCCAUUAAGGCAGGAACAACGCUGUACCAACUUACAACAGCAGGGGAAGCUGUUUCCUGGAACUCUGUUUUUGUUCUCAUGAUCCUAGCUAUCCUCUCCAUCCUACCAGCUGUCUUCCAGAAGAAACUGAAACAGAAGUUUGAAUAAGGAUCAAACUGGACCAGAAUUUCCCAUACUUCAUCUCAGGAUCAGCACUUCUGAUAUUUGUAUAUUUGCUUUUCUAUUGGAUCUUAAGCAAUUAAAGGGGAGGCUUGUAAUUGAGAAGAAUGUCUUUAAAUGAACACAUGUCCUAAAAUAGAAGGAACUGUGUUCAGAAAUGUACUGCAUAUAGUUUUGUAACCAAACCAUCAGUGAUUUACUUUGGGGAGGGUGUGUGGGGGGCCUUCAGGAUGAGGGGAAGUGAAAACACAGAUGUAACAUUUUGCUCUGAUUAUCUGCAGAACAAAAAUUGUAAUGUAGACAUAAAUUUGCGGGGGAAAAAACCCUUAAUUAUUCAGUCCAAUUUUGUAACAUUCUAUGUUGGCUUGCAUGUAACCUGGUCUGAGUACAUUUCUCAUUAACAAUAUUUCUUUUGUUCCUUUUGGAGUUCCAAAAUAAUAGCAUAGUAACGGUGCUCACUCAACAAAGGUUUUUUGCAGUACGUUAACUAC
Molecule: messenger RNA, 1258 nt
Organism: Balearica regulorum gibbericeps (East African grey crowned-crane)
Lineage: Eukaryota; Metazoa; Chordata; Aves; Gruiformes; Gruidae
Source: RefSeq, a predicted model, not a curated record